AUGCGUGGGCUUUGGACUGCCAUAGGGGCUCUACUGAUUCCAGCAGUACUGGGCCAGCAGCCUGUUGGACUUCAGGUUUUUACAAACUAUACGGGUCUUACUGAGGUUUGUAAAGAUGCACUAGCCACCAACGUGACUUGUCCUCCAUUUCUCCUCGUGGUUUCUCCAGACAAUGCUAUUCUGGACGAGGACCAAGUCACUGAAUUAUGUGUCAAUGAUUGUUACACGUCAUUGAAAAGUGCCAGAGCUACCAUUCAAGCAGCAUGCACUGAAGAUACCGAUGUGAUUGUCUACGAGGAUGUAGCUUAUCCAGCUACUUUUAUUGCCGACAACUACCUGUUCACUUAUGAUGUCUCCUGCCGCAAGGACGAGUCGGGCAACUACUGCGAUCCUCAAUUUCUAUCUUGGGCAAACCGUUCCGCUGUACCAAGCAUGAAUGCUUCAUGCUCAGAUUGUUGGCUGGGAGUAUUGGAAACUCAACUCAACAGCCCCUUAGGCUAUGACGAGGGAAUGGAAGAGACCUUUAGCUCUUUGACAUCAAGCUGCAUUGCUUCGGGCUAUUCCGUCACUUCUCCAACCGCCUAUGCGCUCAAUGCAACUGCAACGGCAACGGAAACUUCGGCUACUGCCACAAGCACCACCACAUUAAAUUGCGUGGGCUUGUAUCAGGCGCAGCAGUCAGACGAUUGUAACUCCGUGGCAAAGUUAUUAAGCGUCUCUACCUACUCAUUAUUGCAGGCCAACAAGCUGGAUCUAUACUGUCAAGAUUUCGCUAGCAUGAUGAACCGGCCUCUCUGUGUUCCCCCGAAGUGCAACACUUAUACCUGGAAGGGUACUGAUACAUGCGACAGCGUCGUUGGUCCUCUCGGCAACGUGACUAUUCCACAGUUCCUUUCAUGGAACCCCUAUAUCAACUCUCUAUGUCUUAAUAGCGAUUUCUUCAUUGGAUAUGAGGUGUGCUUGAGCCCUCCUGGUGGCUAUCUAAGCCACAAUGACUCCGAUUCAGGCUCCACUCCAAAUCCGACUACUACAGAUGCCACUACUGCUGCGCCAGUUCCAACCAAUGCCAUAGAUGGUAGUAACCACAACUGUAGCCUGUGGUACACGGUCCAAGCAGGAGAUACCUGCGCCCAGCUUUCGAUAGCACAGUCUAUUUCACUGCCGGAUUUCUACUUUUUGAACCCAGAGAUUGACGCCGACUGCACAAAUCUCCAGCUGGACGAGGCGUACUGUGUCAAACCUGUUGGUUCACUUACCAGCUACCCCAACUACACCCUCACUGGGUACUUGCCUAUCACAGUCCCCACCGCCACCUUCUCCUCCGUGAAUACCGACAUCCCCACCACUACAAGCUAUCCUGGUUUUGUGUACACUGAGCCCACACAGCUCCCCACUGCUCCAGACACCCUUUCGGGCUGCUAUGAAUACGCAAAUCCCUCUAACAUUAACGAUCUCUGCCGGGACCUCGCAAGGGACUAUGAAAUCUCCAUGGACCAAUUGGUGGAGUGGAACCCAAGUCUCUCAAACAACAAGUCGACCUGUACCCUCACAAUGACGUACAGCUACUGCGUUCUAGAGUACUCGAACAGCACAGCGACGGAGCCUACCCUAACCAAUUGUCUUUCCAUCAACGCCACGGAGAGUGGUACUGCCUCUAACUGCAACUGUCUCACUUCCGUUGAUCUUUAUGACUCUCCAGAUUACACAUGCGCCGACAUUGUCUCCGACUAUGGGGUAACAUUGGCAGAUCUGCAGACCUGGAACACAUGGCUAUUAGAUGACUGCGACACUGCCCUCUUUUCCGGACUCAAUUUCACCGAUUAUCGCGCCAUCUGUAUCGGUGUCGGCUCCACGGAUGUGACCGCCACUUCGACCGCCACUGCGACCAGCACCGGAACUUCCACCCAGACUACGGCCUCAAUUGGUCCCACUCAGACUGGAAUUGUUUCAGGAUGUCAGGAAUUCUAUACCGCAGUAGACGGUGAUAGCUGCUCGACGAUUGCGAGUGGGUCUGGUAUCAGCCUUGCGGAGUUCUACCAGUGGAAUCCCGCGAUUGGCAGCACUUGCGGCUCUCUUUGGCUGGGCUAUGCAUACUGUGUGAAGGGCCCAGCCUCGACUACCACAACCGUGGGGCCAAGUGCCCCAACGCAAACAGGCAUCGUAUCCAAUUGCGAGGAAUAUCACACGGUGGUGAGCGGGGAUUCAUGCCCCGAGAUUCAGACAACAUAUGGAAUUACAUUUGCACAGUUCUACCAGUGGAAUCCCGCGAUUGGCAGCACCUGCAGCUCUCUUUGGCUGGACUAUGCAUACUGCGUGAAGGGCCCAGGCUCGACUGCCACGGCCACGGGACCAAGUGCCCCAACGCAAACAGGCAUCGUAUCCAAUUGCGAUAAAUAUUACACCGUGGUGAGCGGGGAUUCAUGCGCCCAGAUUCAGACAACGUAUGGGAUUACAUUUGCACAGCUCUACAAGUGGAAUCCCGCGAUUGGAUCGGAUUGCCAGACCCUAGCAAUUGGGUAUUCGGUUUGUGUGGGAGUUUCUGCCGAGACUACCAAGCGGAAACGGACGGAAAACCCCGACCGAUUGAAGUCUCCGAGAGAGAAAGAAGGAAGAAGACAUCUACAUCUCCACAACCGGGGUGUUUAG
Penicillium vulpinum is the source of this 2646-nucleotide messenger RNA. RefSeq names its product LysM peptidoglycan-binding domain-containing protein. The transcript has 7 exons. Bases 1 to 2646 code for a protein of 881 amino acids. The record is from RefSeq and is a predicted model, not a curated record. NCBI's taxonomy places the organism in Eukaryota, Fungi, Ascomycota, Eurotiomycetes, Eurotiales, Aspergillaceae.